AUGCCAUCGCUCCCCAACACACAACGGCUGCGGCUCCCGUUGAGAACACGCCCCCACAACGGGAUUGGUUUCAAGACUGCCUUAGCGCUGGCGCACCAUUCAGCUGACUUCCAUAUCUUGCUGGGAGCACGAACGGAGGAUAAGGGAAGGGCGGCUGUGAAUGAGCUCUUGUCUGCGCAGCAGAGCCCUGUCAAGGCCUCCGUCUCGCCGAUCCAGAUUGAGAUAACCAAUCAGAAAUCGGUCAACGCUGCCAGAGACCACGUAGAGGCCCAAUACGGUAAGCUCCAUGUCCCAGUCAACAAUGCUGGUAUCGUCGUAUAUCAGGAUGUUGACAAAUAUACUGCCUUCCGACAGUCGUUCGAGACCAACGUCCUCGGAUCUAUGAGGAUGACUGAGACACUCGAACCUUUGUUCCGAAAAUCUACCAAGGCAUAUGUUAUAUAUGUCUCUUCGGAGCAGGGCUCUAUCUCUCUGCGUCUCGAUCCAACUCACCAAUUCCGCAAAAUACAGGUAAGGACAUUCGUGACAAAGCCUCACGUUGUUCUUAAUCUGCCUGCAAGGGUAAUUUCCAAGGUUAAGUGCUACAUGCCAAAUAAGCCUCCGGCGCCCGUUGCCCCUGUUAUUUGGUGCAAUCGUCUUGUUCUUUGUGACGCUGAUAGUAUCCUCCCUAUUACCAAUUCCUGUUUACGAUUGCUUAAUGAUGAUGGGGUCAGCUAUCCCACUCGGGCGCCAGGUCGCUUUAGGCCCACCCGCGUGCCCUCUGCAAGUCUUAUAGCCCAAACCAGAGAGGAUCCAGCUCAUCAGUAA
Truncatella angustata is the source of this 807-nucleotide messenger RNA. RefSeq lists its product as uncharacterized. Gene Ontology annotation, molecular function: oxidoreductase activity. NCBI's taxonomy places the organism in Eukaryota, Fungi, Ascomycota, Sordariomycetes, Amphisphaeriales, Sporocadaceae. Bases 1 to 807 code for a protein of 268 amino acids. The transcript has 6 exons. The record is from RefSeq and is a predicted model, not a curated record.